Messenger RNA from Terrapene triunguis (Three-toed box turtle), 4679 nucleotides. It is a transcript of the gene SLC38A9, whose product is annotated as solute carrier family 38 member 9. Gene Ontology annotation, molecular function: amino acid transmembrane transporter activity. NCBI's taxonomy places the organism in Eukaryota, Metazoa, Chordata, Testudines, Emydidae. The record is from RefSeq and is a predicted model, not a curated record. Bases 228 to 1733 code for a protein of 501 amino acids. The transcript is spliced from 15 exons. Gene Ontology annotation, biological process: amino acid transmembrane transport.
UCAGGAGUUCGGCUGGCGGGGCGAGAAGGGGCUGCGGCGGAGUGCAGGUCCCGGCUGCUGAAGGUCAGAAUAAUUUACAGGAUCUAGAAGAAAGAAAUGCAUUCUUCAAAUAUGGAAGAGGAUACCAAACCUCUCCUGAUCCCUGUUGGAGGCCAUUCCACGUAGAGCCUUCAAAUAUUGUCAGUGUGAAUGAUGACACACACAGAGUUACAGAUGAAGCCUCAGCAAUGAAUAAGCGGAUUCAUUACUAUAGCAAGCUCACUUCUCCUUCAGAUAGGGCACUGAUUGCUCCUCAUCAUGUACUUCCAGCUCCAGAAGAAAUUUAUGUGUAUAGUCCAUUAGGAACUGCUUUCAAAAUCGAUGGUUGCACUGAGGGUUAUGGCAAAAACUCCAGCAUAGUGACAAUAUUUAUGAUCUGGAAUACAAUGAUGGGCACAUCUAUACUAAGUAUGCCAUGGGGAAUAAAACAGGCAGGAUUUACCACUGGAAUCUGUUUGAUCUUGCUAAUGGGCAGCUUGACACUUUAUUGCUGUUACAGAGUUGUGAAAUCACGGACAAUGAUACCUUUAAUAGAUACCUCAAACUGGGAAUUCCCAGAUGUUUGCAAGUACUAUUUUGGAUCCUUUGGUCAAUGGUCCAGUCUUUUAUUUUCAAUGGUGUCUCUUGUUGGAGCCAUGGUUAUUUACUGGGUACUUAUGUCCAACUUCUUGUUCAACACAGGAAAAUUUAUAUACAAUUAUGUUCAUGACAUUAACAUAACAGAUCUUGUUCCUGGUACUAAUGGGAGUACUAGAGUCAUCUGUCCAGGUACUGCCAAUGAGGAUCAACCGGGCAACAAAAGUGGGCUGUUUCCUUUUGUCAACAACAACAACACAGGUUUUGAGCUGUUUGAGGAGUGGUGGAGCAAAUCACGAACUGUACCAUUUUAUCUGAUUGUUGUUGUUCUGCCCCUUCUAAAUCUUAAGUCUCCCUCUUUCUUUGCCAAGUUUAACAUCCUAGGUACCGUUUCAGUUGUCUACUUAGUUUUUCUUGUUACUCUGAAGGCUGCACAUCUGGGAUUCCAUUUAGAAUUCAACUGGUUUACAGCUAAUGAAUUUUUUGUACCAGAGUUUAGAAUUCAGUUUCCUCAGCUCACAGGGGUCCUGACGCUUGCUUUCUUCAUUCAUAACUGUGUUAUCACUCUCCUUAAGAAUAACAAGAACCAGGAAAACAAUGUGAGAGAUCUUUCCAUUGCUUAUCUCCUGGUGGGAUUAACAUAUCUCUAUGUUGGACUGUUAAUUUUUGCUGCAUUUCCCUCUCCACCGUUGUCCAAAGAGUGCAUUGAACAGAAUUUUUUAGACAAUUUUCCCAGCAAUGACAUCAUGUCAUUUGUUGCAAGAUUGUUCCUGCUGUUCCAGAUGAUAACUGUGUACCCGUUGCUUGGCUAUUUGGCACGAGUUCAGCUAUUAGGACAUGUCUUUGGCAAUGUUUAUCCAAGUAUUUUCCACGUGUUGGUUCUAAACGUAGCAAUUGUAGGACUUGGAGUGACAAUGGCCAUAUUCUAUCCAAAUAUAGGAGGUAUUAUAAGAUACUCUGGAGCAACGUGUGGUCUGGCCUUUGUAUUUGUGUAUCCAUCCCUCAUCUACAUGAUCUCCUUGCGUCAGUCAGGGCAGCUGACGUGGUCAGUGCUCAUCGUUCACAUCUUUAUAAUCAUCCUAGGACUGGCUAAUCUGAUCGCACAGUUCUUGCUGUGAAAGUGCUCAUGCUGGCUUUCACAAGUAGUAUUUUGAGAUUUGACAACAGACUUUAGCAACUCUAUCGUAAAAGCUGAGAACCUCCUGUCUGUCAAUUUCUUCCUGAGAAAAUCUGCUCCUUUGAAAGCAAAGGACAACUGUGUCUUAGUAACAGUUUUCAGGGGUUUGUAGGGAAACACAUCUUUUGGAAAUGCUACAUCACAACAGAUAAAGUGGGCCAAAUUUGUAAAUGGCCCAACUCCACUGACUUAAUUGAGAGUACAUCGGGGAUGAUUUUGGCCAAAAUGUUUUUAUUUUGUAGAGAAAUAUUUCCACAUGGAUAAAACAUGCCACUCUUCACUUUUAGAAGUAGUUACUUUUCAUCUUUAUGCUACAGAAUUCUUUUCUUCCUGCCCUUAUUAGCAAACAAACCCUCGCAAUAUUCUACAGUGACAGUUGCACUAAUUUUCCUAUGCUGUUUGGGACUGUUACUGACAAAAGGGUUGUAUUUGUAAAGCUAAUUUAUAGCCAAUCAGAUGACAGCACACUGUUAAUAUAAUUUUGUGUAACCUUUUAAAAUAUAUAUAUGCAAGAAACCUCAGCUAUGGAAACAGCAUAAGAAAUCAAUACCGUUUCUACCUGCAACCGGGAUGCUUGCACAGUAUCUGGCCUUCGAGAAUAGGUCAAGUAAUGAGGGGUGUCCGAAGUUACAGAGCAAGUUGAUGGUUCAACUAGAAGUUGGACCAGGAUCCUCCUCGUUCCAAGUCCUAUAACUGUUACCAUUAGAAUAGAUGUGUUGUGUAUUUUCGUGGGCAGUUGUACUUCAUAUAUGUACGUUGGACGCAAAUGUGCAGAGCAUUCCUGUAUGUCCCGUGUAGUUCUUGUGCCCCUGCAGAUUUCAGACUGAAAAUUCCUUGCUGUAGGAAAACUGAUUUUCAAACAUCCAUUCUAUACAUGUUAUAUGACAGUAUAGUCAGAGAGAGGUACAAUACAGGCAAACCGACAAAAAUAACAAAUUAAGAUUUGUGUGAAAAUUUAAAAAUCGUGUUUCAAUGUAGCUGCUUAAUAUUCAGUAUUAAAAUGUACUAUAAUCUAAUAUACAAAAUACAGGUGCUAUAUAUUUUAUGCAAUAUGGUGCAGUUUCAGAAUCACUAGUGCAAAAUUGCAAAUGCAUCAUCUGUAUAUGCAAUCACCAUGCACAACUGUGCCUGCAGAUGCUCAGCUAGAUGACUAACUAGUCACAUGUACUUGGAAUUACUGUGACUGAAUGCACAGUUUCACGUGUGCAACUCUGAAAAUCUGAGUCUGUCAAUGUGCAGUGAGUAAUAACAAGGCACUGCCUUGUAGGGAUGCCCUUAGGACUUUAUGGAAGUAUGCACAUAAUUGGAAAUGCACAUAUAUAAACCACAAAGACUGAGAUUAUCAAGUCCACAAACGGUCCAUUUCUGCUCCCAUUGAAGUCUGUGGCAAAACUCCUAUUGUCUUCACUGGGAGGAAGUUCUGGAUGAGUAAUCUCCGUUUUGGUGGGAGAAGAGUGUCUCUGAAAAGCUGUUGCUCCAUAGCCAGUAUCUGUUAAAUACCACAUCAUGCAAGCGUAAUGCUGGUUUCUGAGUGAUGGAACAUUAACUUCUCUGAGAAAGCAUCUAAUGGAAUCACAAUCUCACACCUGCUGCACACACAAGUGUGAAUGCACAUAUUCAGAGAGGGAAUUGUUGAUGUGAUGUUUCUAUAUCAGACAAUCAUAGCGCUCCAUCAGCCUGAUGAUGGAAUUAAACAAAUGUCAGAUUUCAUCGCCUCUUGCCAAAAUGAAAAAUGAAUUUAGAGGUGCUUUUGGUUAGAAGUAUCAGAGUGUGGAAGAUUGGUGAGGAAAUAGGAGUCUGAGUUGGUGGAAGAGAACUUGGAGACUGUAAAGUCUGUGGGUCAGGUUUGGGCCCAUUGUGGAACCUGCUCAAAACUGGAUAGACAAUGCUAUGCAAAUAGUAUUAUUGUGCACUCUUAUUGUGAGGGCAGAGUAUGCCCCAGCUCCCCACAUCUCCCUGCACAGAUUAUUCUUGUCAGAUGGGCACAUGCAUAUGCACACAUCCGACCCAGAACACUUUGUUGUGACUCUUGUUGCAGGGUGGCUGGGGAAUGUUUUCUUUGAAGGUUUUGGGGGAAGCUGAAUGCUCACUCUCUGCCCAGAGCUUUCCUGUCAUAUGCCUAUGUGUACCUACUAGCCAAAUUUUGGGGCUGUAAUAAAAAUUUGACAGGUGUAAAUUGAAUGAAAUGGUCUUCUGAGAAACUGAAUUCUAGAAUAAUUAAAGGGAGAAAAGUUGAAUAAUGUUUCAAUAGUAAUAAUGAUGUGGGAGAUUGAGAGAAGCUGAGAACUGGGAAAAGAGAAUUUAAUUGGGGGUAAGAUUUUUGUUCUUGUAUCUGAAAGUAGAAUGGAAGGCAUAGUCUGGAAUAAUUUUAUUGUAUUUCUCUAAUAAAUAACAGAUCUUUAGAGGUGAUCAAGGUCAUAUUAAUAUCAUGGCCAGAGGUCCUUGCUUAAUAUGCAAGAAAUAUAAGAGAGUAGGUCCGGAGUAGUUACUGUGGAGUGAAAAAACUGCUUCAAAGCAGCUACUUUUCUUUUUACCUUGCACAACUCUUUGUGCCUUUCAGGCAGGACUGCUGUGUACAUGUACCAGAUGUCCUAUGCCAGAGAGAAAUGCUUGCCCCAUGCUUGUCAUUCUCCUAUGUGCCCUUAUCUUUGGUAUUUCUUAGUUCUCUGCAGCAUAUUGUACCCACCCUUUUCUCAUUGCCUCACAAUGAUCUUGAUCCUGCAGUAUUUUAUGCAGUCAGCAAGGGUGUUUGCCUACAGGAUUGUCUGCAUGUUUACUGCAAUAUUGGGCCCAGUCCGUCAUCUUAGAGCAUCUGCAUUAGCAACGUUACAGCGGUGCAGCAGCAUUGGUGCAGCUGCACCCCUGUAAGCUCUGUGGUGUAGCCAGG